UGGGUGUCAAAGUAACCGAGGGAAAAAGAAUGAGCAGAUAGAAUAUAAGUGUUGCCAUUCAUUUGCUCAAAUGAUUCAUCUCUUUUUCUCGCGCUCUUUUUUUUUGUUAUUAUAUAUCCUCACUUCUCGUGUCGACUGGUGAAUUUCCACCUUCACGAUCCAUCCUUUUUAACACUCAUUUGACUGUAAUUCUUUAUUUACUAUUUAUAUUAUUCUUAAGCUAUUCCUCUUUAUCCAUUUUUUUCCCACAGUCUUUUUAAUCUAAGCCUACUAAAAAGACAUUUCUUGAUUUCAUAAUGGCUGGAAGCAUGUCUGAUGAGCGUCCGCUCGGUACGCAUGCGGCCCAAGACGAGUAUUAUGCCCAGCACCAGCACGGGUACGACGCUGAUAACGAUCCGUUUGAAGAAUACUCUGAAAAGCCCGCCGCCCCGCCGAGACGACGAUUUUAUAAAAAAAAGAAAUAUUGGAUUAUAUGUUCCGUCAUCACCGUCAUCGUUGUUGUGGUGGUGGUCUUGUUGAUCUGUUUUGUCUUCUUCCCCAUGAUUGCUCAGUCACUCAUGAACAAGGCCAAUAUUCAAGUGAAAGCGGCCAAGAUCACCUUCCAGGAUCCCAAUGCUUUGGCCGCGGCCAACGGUCUCCAAUUAUUCAAGCGUGACGGCGGCUUGGAUCCUCAGUCCUCUUUUUACAUGACCAUGUCCAGCAAACUCAGCAACACCGGUCCCUUCUCAGCCAGCAUUAAAUUCCGUAAUCCUAUUACAGUCGAGUACAACAACACUCAACUCGGUACCAUCACCUUGCCUGACACCAAGAUUGCCGCCGGUAAAGGCACACUCGAUGCUGUUACGCCUUUUAUUAUUACCGAUACCGCCUUUUUUGCCGCAUUUUCUCGUGAAAUGUUGGCCCGCGAAACUUUCAAGUGGAAGUUGAGAGGAAAACUCGAUAUUUCUGCAAUGACAAGAACCGCCACCGUCGAUCUGGAAAAGGAGAUUGAGCUUGCGGGCAUGAAUGGUUUCCCCAAAGUCAAGAUCGAUUCGUUCAAGUUGCCUGGUGAUGAUCCGCAGGGCGGCAUCCUCAUGGAACUCGGUACCGUGUUGACUUCUCCUUCUCCCAUUGGAAUUGAACUCGGUACCAUUAAGCUGGCCAUCGGUUAUGACGGUGUCAACCUGGGUACCGCCAUCGCCGAAGGUGUCAACCUCAGCCAAGGCGACAAUCAAAUUUUGCUUAAGGGUACGCUGGCUCCUCAGAACGAUACCGAAUCUCUGCAAAAGGUCGGGCGCUUGUUCUCCAACUACAUGUCUGGCAAAAUCUCCAAUACCACGGCCACCGGUGUUUCCUGCGCGCCCAAUGGCCGUGAUGCCAUUGGUUGGUUGUCCGAAGGUUUCCAGUCUGUCCGAUUGAAUGUGGCCCUCGGAGCCGAAGAACCAUUGAAGAUCAUCCACGCCGUUAGCAUGGGUUACCUGGAUUUGGCCUUUGAUGCCAACGCUCCGUACGCCCCGGUGGCCACGGCUCCCAACGUGGUGGCGGAUUUCUCCAUUCCUUUCGGUUUCUCCUUGGCUAUCACUGAAGUACAGCAAAACAUCACGCUCGGUACCGAUGCUGAUGGCGACUUUGCCAUGAUCAGUGCUCCCUACGCUCCCGCAGUCAGUGACCAAAGCACCGGCAAACUCCAAUUUGCCAUUAGCAACAGCGCCAUUGCUGGCUUGCCCGGUAGAGAAGCCGCUUUCAACAACUACAUUUACUCCCUGACGGCUUCCGACGCCUAUACUUUCAAGGUGGCCGGUAAUGCUUCGACCAAGGUUAACACUCCCAUUGGUGCUAUUGAACUUUCCGGUAUUUCGUUUGCGGUGAACAGCACGCUUCACGGUAUGCAAUUCUUGAAGAGCUCGCCUACCAUCAUUAACAGCCUUGAUGUCAUCGGUGGUACGGCCGACGCUUUGCAAUUGGGUAUCAACGUCACCAUCGAAAAUCCUUCCGAUUUCAACAUCUCUACCGGCGAUGUCCGUUUGGCCAUGCUUUCCCAAGGCGAAGAACUCGGUGGUGUCCUCCUCGGUGGUCUUUCCCUGAAGCGCGGCACCAACGCCGUGGCCGCUACCGGCACUUUCAACCCCAAGGUGUCCGAUGUUGGUCAGAAUCUUUUGAGCACCUUUGUCAUGGGUCAGGACAACCCGGUUUCCAUCAGCGGUUUCAAUGGCUCCACGGCUGUGGCCUCGUUGAACGGUGCGUUUGCCGACCUCAAGAUUGAUUCUACCCUUCCUGGUCUCAAGGCACAGUUGAUCCAAGGAUCCGCUUUGACCGUCUUGCCCGAAACAGUUUCCAAUGGUAUGGUCCAUGUCAAGGUCAGCAUUGCCAAUCCUUUCUCGGCCACCCUGAAGAUUACCUCGGUCAAGUCCGCCGUCACUUAUCAAGGCAUGCCUCUCGGUAACAUUGAUCAAGACAUCAGCAGCACUCCCAUUGAAAUCCCUGGCCAUGCUACGGUUGAAUCGCUUCCUUUGGGUAUGCAGAUGAACACGGAACCUGCCGCCGUGGCUCUGUUGCUCCGCAAGCUUGCCGUUGAAGCCCAGCUGGAUACCACCGCUUUGGAUGGUUUGCUCGGCAUGGGUGGUUUCCACAUCGAUGGACAGGCCGAUGUUGAGCCUGAGGCUAGCGUGUUUGCCAACUUUAACGUCUCUCAAUACGUCAUGCAGGCCAUGGGUGCCUUGAAGGCUGAUCUCCAACUCGACUCUGGUUUGCUCAUUGGUGACUACCAGAACAAUUUGGUGUUUGGUCAAUCCGCCGUUCAGGUCAAGACCGAUGAUACCGUCACGGCUUUGAUUCCUCUUGUUGGCCAACCUAUUGUCCAACAAAUCGUCGACGGUGCUACGCUCAGCUUUGAUACCAUUGUGUUGUCUGCUCCUACCAAUUCCGGUUUCAAGGUCCAAAUGAAGGGUGGCAUCGCCAACACGGGUCCCAUGGCUGCUCAAAUUGGAUUCCCUCAACCGUUGACCAUUUCUUGGCAAGGCAAGGAAAUCGGUAAAGUCACGAUGCCCACUGUCCAGGCCCAACCCGAUGUUGGUGCUACGAUCGAUGUGGAAGGUGAUUUCACCGUGAGCGAUGAAGGUGCCAUGGCCGAAUUUGCUACUUUUAUGAUCAACAACGACGAAUUUAUCUGGGAUAUCCAUUCCGACGCCGUUAGCGUCAAUGCGCUUGGUUUUACGUUCAACAAUAUCAAGAUGGAAAAGUUCGUCACUCUUCACGGUGCCCAAGGCUUCAAGAAUGCAGUGACCAUUGACAAGUUCGAUUUGCCCGCUCGUCAUCCCGACGGUGGUAUUCAGCUUAUUGCCGAGACGACGAUCAAGAAUCCUUCUCAGAUUGGUUUCAAUUUGAACGGUGUGGCCUUUGCUUCCUACUUUAAGGAUGUGUACCUUGGUCCUCUUGCUUCCGAUGGUGCAGCCAACUUCCCUCCCCGUGGUGAAGUCAAGAUGAAGAUGCAAGGUCGUUUGGUUCCUCAAGAUUCCGCCGAUGGCCUCGCCGCUGUCACCGAAGUUUUUGACAACUUCUUGAACGCUAGCAGUUCCAUUAUGGCCGUCAAGGGCGUGUCCGGUUCGGGUCCCAAUGGCGAAGUGAGCUGGCUUUCCACCGCUUUCAAGACAUUGACCAUUGAGAAUGUCGUACUUCCCGGUCCUGCAGCCAAGCCUGAAUUGAUUGGCGGUAUUACCAUGAUGGACAUGCAGCUUGAUUUCACCAAGGAACCUUAUGCUCCUCCUGCCAGUUCCACCCGCGUUGAAGCUAUCCUCAAGAGUCCUUUCGGUUUCCCUCUUGGUGUCAGCCAGUUGAACAUGGAUGUGAUUGCCACUUAUGGCGGCAACAAGGUUGCCAACCUCAAGGUGCCUGACGAAAAGGCCGUGACCAACGAUAAGAACGUGGUGACCACGCAGUUCUCGAAUGUUCCUUUCAGUGUGUAUGAACCGUCGCGUCCUCUGUUUGAUGGCUUUGUUCAGUUGUUGACCGCAUCUCCUGAAGUGACCUUUGGCCUUGAAGGUGUCGCCAAUUCCAUCGCUGAUACUCCCGUCGGUGCUUUGAAGCUCAACAACAUUGCAUUCAAUGUACCUACCAAACUGGCUGGUUUCCUCAACUUUGGUGGCAAGGUCGACAUUCUCAGCUUGUCUGUGGUGGGUGGCCAGCCUGAAUACGUGGAAAUUGAUCUCAAGAUUGCCUUCUCGAACCCCUCGGCUAUCACAAUCACUGUGGGUGAUUUGACCUUUGACACUAUCAUGAACGAGUUCCAAUCCAGCGUUGGUAUUGUCUACCUCAAGGAUGUCGUUAUCAAGCCUGGUGUGAACACUUUCGACGCCAAGAUGCACAUGGGUGGCACUGACCUGAAGGCUCUGGCUCAAAUGUUGAGCAACUUCUUGACCAACGCACAAGUCCCGUUGACCAUCAGUGGUACUCCAAGCUCGACCAAGAUUGCUCCCUUGCAAAAGGCCCUGGCCAGUGUCAAGUUGGCUACAACCCUUCAAGGUCUCCCUAACCAACUGGUUGAAUCGACUUAUGUGUCCACCACCCUCAUCAAUGCUUUGAUGGGCAAGGCUAGCACCUACGUUACUUUGAAGAAUCCUUUGGAUACUCCAUUCACGGUCUACAAGGUUCAGGCUACUAUCCGCCAUACCGACAAUGACGGUCCUUACCAAUUGGGUCAUAUCGAUUACACGCUUGACAGUCCUUUGACGGUUCCCGCCAAGAGUUCCAUCAUGUCCAACAAGUGGCCCGUCAGCCUUGAUGCCAGCGCUAGCAAGUUGCUCGGAUUGCUGUCUGCCAAGGAAAUCGAUAUUGAUAUCUCUCAAAACGUUACCGUCGUGGUUGGCAAUGGUUUCAAGGGCAUUCUUUACUACUACCAGAACGGCGUGAAAUCGACUCUCGAUACCAAGGGUGGCCUCCCUCCUACAACUUCUUCGGCGUCCGCGGCUCCUUCAACCACCACCACUACUACUACCACUUCGUCUUCUGUCUCCAGCGUGCCUUCCGGAACUCCAACUACUACUCUUCCUCCUACCAAAGAUGAGGCUACCAAUGAGUCAGGUUCUGAGUCCAAGCCCGCGUCCACUCCUGCUCCUUCUCCUUCUGCGUCGGAAUCAAGCGAUAACGCAAACAAGCCUGCGGAACCUAGUCCUAAGCCUUCUGGGGAUGCUUCAUCUAGUUCGCAAGAGUCCAGUUCAUCCGCAUCGGAAACGCCAGCUCCGGAAAGUAGCAAACCCGAAAAUUCCAAGGAAACACCCGAACAAGCCCCUCCAAGCUCGACUGGUUCACCUGUAUCCAGUGGCACCGAUGCUGGUUUAAAGAAUGUCCUGCAACAACUUAACGGAAACAAUGAAGAACCUCAUUUCAUCUGGCCCUUUAAGAUCUAGUCGAUAAUUUAAGCAACUUGUAAUUCAUGUACUAUGUUAUUAUUUUUUGUUAUUUUCUUAGUGCGUUAAAUAUAUUAUCUAUUCUUGAUGAAUCCUGAUGCAUGCUGUAAUACUGUCUGAACUCUGAGAAUAGAACCCGGCUAACUGCCUUGCAAAAUGUGUCUUGCAUCCCUGACAAAGAAGCCUUGGGAAAAACAUUGUUCAAGAUUAAAGCUGUAGCAGAACCAGGCUUUGCGCUCAAUAAGAAUGGUUGGAUUUUGAUUAUUCAUUGUCGUAUCAGCGAUUCCUUUCUCAAUAUCUCAUACUCUCAGUUUUUCCCAUUCUUGCAAGAUUUCAGAGUUGUGAUACCUGCUGCAGAAAAAGAAGGCGCUUU
Messenger RNA from Radiomyces spectabilis, 5754 nucleotides. RefSeq lists its product as uncharacterized. The record is from RefSeq and is a predicted model, not a curated record. Lineage: Eukaryota; Fungi; Mucoromycota; Mucoromycetes; Mucorales; Radiomycetaceae. Bases 297 to 5381 code for a protein of 1694 amino acids. The transcript is spliced from 4 exons. Gene Ontology annotation, cellular component: fungal-type vacuole membrane.